Molecule: messenger RNA, 4994 nt
Organism: Solanum pennellii
Lineage: Eukaryota; Viridiplantae; Streptophyta; Magnoliopsida; Solanales; Solanaceae
Product: exportin-4
Exons: 32
Coding region: 1389-4832 (1147 amino acids)
Biological process (GO): protein export from nucleus
Cellular component (GO): cytoplasm; nuclear pore
Molecular function (GO): nuclear export signal receptor activity
Source: RefSeq, a predicted model, not a curated record
UCUACAUGGCUGCUGGACCCCACAAAACACCUUAAAUGCAUAUGAUUACCCACAGGAUCCUUUCUCUCUCCCCUUUGCCCUGAAACCUGGGAAGUCAACAUUUGCUUUAUGGAGUUGGCAGCUUUAUCCUUUUCCUUAUCUAGCCUAGGACUGACUUCUUGGCUUUCAAGCUCAACCACCUCAGAUCUGCGAAAUCUUGCUGGAGCUUCAACCCAAACUGGAAGGGAAAAAAUCAAACCACCAUCUUGAAUUUCAACUUCCCUGGGAAUAUUUUCAAUGGUACCUUUCACUUUGAUUCGAGCCCAUCGCAGAUGGUUUUUUAUCGUGGUUUCUUCUUCUGUCGCAAGCCAUCCCCCACAUUUAUCUCCUAUGUGUUUCAUAAUAUUUUCAGACCAUAGUUGGAGAGGUAGACCAAGUACUCGAAUCCAAAACCAGUGAAAGGUGGUGUGGGCUGGAUAAGCCCCAGAUGUCGGAGACCACCAGUCAAGUUCAAGUUGUUUGCCCUGUCUCUUCCAAUUACCAAGAAGAAUGUGUUGUGCAUCUUUCCUCGACUGGAAUUCGAACAGAAAUUGAAUGCCGUUCAUGUCGAAAACCUGAAUAAUGUGAACUCCUUUCCAAGUUUGUUGGAUCCACCUUCUCUUGUUGGGAUCUCGUUGCAAUCUGGAAAGCUACCUACUAGGCAUCUCUGUAAAAGAUCUUUUCCAUCAUGAUGUGAAGAAGCUGUCAUAAUGCCUUGUACCUUGGAAAUAGUUGGUUCCUGCACCAUCCAUCUGUUCUGUUCUUGUACAGGGCAUCCUUGUAGCUGCCUUCUCCCCUCUUUGAAGAAUGAUUCAUCUCCCCUACUGCUGGAGUACCAGCUUGCAUCAAAGACCUCCUACUAAUGAAGUUUUCAAUCCGGCUGACAAGUCCCAACCACCCCUCAUUGUCCUUGUUUUCUGGGAUAAUAAUAAUAGACCUCAUUUGGCCAUUGACCGUAAUGAUCGACAAAAAACGACGAAACUUGUUGGACUUAAAAGAGCAAAAUAUAUUAGUUGAGACAUCUCUGCCUCUCCAUGUCUUAAACAUUUUACCCCUAAUUUCUGAUGCUUGUCACAACCUUCUGCAUAGCCAACCCAGAGCCCCUUUGCUCAAAGUCAUCCUCCUGGGGUAGUGCCUAGAGUUUUCCACCCAUUCAAACCAUGUGUCAGAAUACAUUAUAGUCUCUGUAAUGUCAAAAGAUUUCCCACCUAGUCUAAAGUAAAUACGAUUUUCCAUGGUGAAAAAAAGGCUUUCGAAGAAAAGAAGGAUAGGGAAAGAUUCCGGUGGUUAAGGACCACCGAAAAAGGGAUCAGAGACCCUGAAGGGGCCUUUUAAAAGGAAGUCUCGAAAAAAGUGCCUGGGAGCAUCUCAUGAAACUUUUUUUCUUCAUACGAAUGCACAUGAAUCCAGCAGCAGCUGAGGAAACCAUUUUGUCACUAAGCCAGUCUCCUCAACCAUACCAUGCAUGCAAAUAUAUUCUGGAAAAUUCUCAGUUGGCAAAUGCUAGGUUCCAGGCUGCUGGAGCAAUUCGAGAUGCAGCUUUAAGGGAAUGGGUAUUCCUUGAGAUUGAUGACAAGAGAGGGUUAAUAAGUUACUGCAGCUUUUGUUUUCACUCUGCUAUACAACAUGCUAGUUCACCUGAGGGCUAUGUUCAAGCAAAAGUUGCAUCUGUAGCUGCCCAGUUGAUAAAAAGAGGCUGGAUAGAAUUCAGUGCAGCUCAGAAGGAGACAUUUUUCCUUGAGGUGAGACAGGCGAUAGUUGGUGGCCAUGGUCUUGAUGUGCAGUUCAUUGGAUUGAACUUUCUGGAAUCCUUGGUAUCUGAAUUUUCACCAUCUACUUCAACUGCUAUGGCUCUUCCUAGGGAGUUCCAUGAGCAAUGCCGAGUCUCUUUUGAGUUAGAAUAUCUAAAGUUGUUUUACUGCUGGGCACAAGAUGCUGCUGUUAGUGUCUCCAAUAAAAUAGCUGAAUCAGAGGCUGCCAUUCCUGAAGUUAAAGUUUGUACAGCAGCACUGCGUCUGAUGCUUCAGGUACUCAACUGGGACUUCAAAUGUGAUGCAAAUGUGCUAGACAAUGCAAAACGAGGCAUCAACAUUUUCUCUGCUGGGUUAAGGGGCGAUGUAAGCUCUCCUAAGAGGACUGAGUGUACCCUAGUGCAGCCUGGAUCCUCCUGGCGGGGUAUACUUGUGUCAAGUGGUCACAUCGGAUGGCUUUUGAGCUUUUAUGAAGCACUGAGGCAGAAGUUUUCAUGUGAAGGAUACUGGAUUGAUUGUCCUCUUGCAGUCUCUGCUCGCAAGCUUAUAGUUCAGUUUUUCUCCUUGUGGGGAACAAUAUUUCCAUCUGAUGACGGGAAUACUCAAAAACAGCACCUUUUGCAUCUUUUAUCUGGAAUUAUAGCAUGGAUAGACCCCCCUGAUGUUGUUUCAACAGCAAUAGUGAACGGAAAAAGUGAAAGUGAAUUCCUUGACGGAUGCCGAGCCUUACUAUACAUGGCUACUGUAACCACAGUGCUAGUAUUUGAUGAACUGCUGAAGUCUAUAAGGCCUUAUGGCACUCUUAGUUUGUUGUCCGCCCUGAUGUGUGAGGUCAUUAAAGACCUUAUGGCAAGCCACACUGAAGAGGAGACGUGGAGCUGGGUAGCACGUGAUAUCUUGUUGGAUACUUGGACUACACUUCUGAUGCCUUUGGAUGGUUCUAUUAGCCAUGCGGUUAUUCCAUCGGAAGGGAUUGGUGCUACAUCUCAUCUAUUUGCCCUGAUUGUAGAGUCUGAAUUAAGAGCUGCUUCUGCAUCCGCCUUCAAUGAUGAGAAUGAGACUGAUUAUCUUCAGGCUUCUAUUGCUGCUAUGGAUGAAAGAUUGAGUUCGUAUGCACUUAUUGCUCGAGCAGCUAUUAAUGUUACUGUUCCUUUUCUUAUACGACUCUUCUCUGAGAAAUUUGCCCGUCUACAACAGGGCAGAGGCUUUAGUGAUCCAACUCAAACUUUGGAAGAGCUCUACUCACUUUUAUUAAUAACUGGCCAUAUUAUAGCAGAUGAAGGACAGGGUGAAACACCAUUGGUGCCUGAUGCUAUACAAUCCCAAUUUAUGGAUGUUAUGGAGACGGACAAGCAUCCAGUUGUCAUACUUUGUGGAUCAAUAAUAAAAUUUGCUGAGCAGAGUUUAAAUCCAGAGAUGAGAGCGUCGUUUUUUAGUCCAAGGCUAAUGGAGGCGAUUGUAUGGUUCCUUGCAAGAUGGUCAACUACUUAUCUAAUGCCACUUGAUGAAAAUAAAACGAGUGCAUCUUCAGAUGAUCACAAGGCAAAACAUCACAAAAAAGUAUUGCUUAAUUUUUGUGAAGAGGACAACCAGGGGAAAGCAGUGCUUGAUCUUAUUCUUCACAUUUCGAAGACAACGCUCACUUCAUAUCCUGGAGAGAGGGACUUGCAGGCACUAACUUGUCAUGAGUUGCUUCAUGGACUUGUUCGGCGGAAGAAUGUUUGUGUGCACCUUGUUGAAUUGGACUCAUGGCGUGAGUUGGCAAAUGCUUUUGCAAAUGAACAAACUCUAUUCUCACUAAAUGCUGCUCACCAGCGUUCGCUUGCUCAAACCCUUGUUCUUUCAGCUUCUGGCAUGAAAACUCCAGAGGCCUCCAGCCAGUAUGUGAUAAAUUUGACAAACCAUAUGGCUGCUAAUCUGGUGGAACUCUCAAGCCGAAGUGAUCUAAAAUGUGUAGCUGAACAGCCAGAUAUUAUUUUAUUGGUCAGUUGCUUGUUGGAGCGACUUCGUGGUGCUGCUAGUGCGACAGAACCUCGAACACAGAGAGCUAUUUAUGAGAUGGGUUAUUCAGUACUAAAUCCACUCUUGAUGUUUAUGGAAGUUUACAAACAUGAGUCCACAGUUGUGUAUCUGUUACUCAGAUUUGUUGUUGAUUGGGUGGAUGGACAAAUCAUUUACCUAGAAGCUCGUGAAACGGCUAUUGUUGUCGGAUUCUGUAUGCGCGUACUUCAGCUUUACUCUUCCCACAAUAUCGGCAAGAUAUCUCUGAGCAUUUCAAGCAGCUUGCGGAGUGAAGCUGAUACCGAAAGAUACAAGGAUCUACGUGCUGUACUCCAAUUACUUGCUAGUCUCUGUUCGAAAGACCUGGUUGACUUCUCAUCAGAACCUAUUGAAGCUCAGGGGACAAAUAUUUGUCAGGUGGUAUAUAUGGGUCUUCACAUAGUUACCCCUCUGAUAAGUUUGGACCUGCUCAAGUACCCCAAGCUUUGUCAUGAUUACUUCUCGCUGCUAUCACAUAUGUUGGAGGUAUAUCCUGAAAUGAUUACACAACUAAAUGGAGAAGCUUUUGUUCAUAUCAUUAAGACUCUUGAUUUCGGUCUGUCUCAGGAUGCAGAGGUUGUUGAUUUAUGUCUAAGAGCUAUUAAAGGGCUUGCUUCUUUCCAUUACAAGCAAAAAAGUGCUGGAGAAGUGGGGUUAGGUCUCCAUGCUUCAGGUUACAAGGAUCAGACAGGAAACUUUCAGGAAGGGAUUCUAAGCCAAUUUCUUCGAUCAUUGCUACAGUUUCUCCUCUUUGAGGAUUACAGCACUGAUCUUGUUGGCUCAGCUGCGGAUGCUCUUCUUCCGUUAAUCCUCUGUGAACAAAGUUUAUACCAGAAGUUGGGAAGUGAGCUGAUAGAGAAGCAGUGUGACACAGGUUUCAGAUCAAGGUUGACAAAUGCACUCCAAUCACUCACAAGAUCCAACAGUCUGUCUUCGACACUUGAUCGGCCAAAUUACCAAAAGUUUAGAAAGAAUCUGCAUAACUUUCUUACUGAAGUUCGUGGAUUCCUCCGGAAAAUAUAAUUUUGUGAAUCUGCAGCCAUUCUAUUAAAAGUGUUUUCCUUUUCUGUACGUAAUCCUAAGUGGAAAAGAGAAUAUCAAUAUGCUGUGUUUACAAAACAUCAUUACUCUUCAUCCCUCAUCUGACUAAACACAAUUUUCAUCUACGCUUGCUUUUCUUGCUUA